UGACAGUAUUUGAUUAUUGACGGUGAUCAUCUGCUCAAAAAUAAUCACGAAAUUUAAAUUUUCAUUGAUAAAAACAGUAAAUUCAAUAUAAUUUCCUUCAGAGCUUCUGUAAAUAAGUUCGUGUUUAUAGUGUUCUUUGCGUUGCUAUUGUUGUACAAAAUUAACAAAUAUUAUAACCUAAAAGCAAUGUCGCAUAUUAACGAUCUGAUAGGUGUCAUGCGUGGGCUGCGGCUAGUGGUUGAGGCAGGUAUAAAGGUACAGCAGGAAAAUUCAAAGGUAAUAUGGAAUAACUCCAGCAUAAAAACAGUAUUACAAAACUGCACGCCUAACACACUAACUGUUUAUAAACCAAAGCCUGAAGAUGCCAAGGAAUUGCUAGAGCGGGCCUUGGUUGUCGCACAUGGCUUUAGACAAUAUGCCGUCAUGCAUGUUCCUAACUUUAAUGAUGCUGAGAAGGUUACCGAAAUGGAUAAAGAGAUGAAAGAAGAGAUUGAUGAACUAAACAGAGAGUUUAACAAGACAUUUGAAAGUCUGAAGAAGUCACAAGAUAUCAAAGGUGCAGCUCCAAAAGAUGUGAAACCAGUGUCAGAAGAAUAUCUAGCACCAUUGGAGAAGCUACAAAUGACCAGUACUGUGCAGCAAACAGUACCACCACCGCCUCCACCGGUUGAAGUGCAGACUCCGAAGAUAGUAGAAGCAGUUAGCGGUUCAACACCAACUGGUGUGCCGAAGCCAGUUGCUAAAAAGAAGAUAAGAGUUUCUUUGAGUGAAAACUCGAAAGCUCGCGUGGUGCCUUCAUCCCGCAUCGGACGCAUGAUAUCGUUUGGUUCCCUCGCCGCGGGGCUGGGUGUGGGCACGGUGGCCCAGUACGCCAGGAACACUAUCCAGUCUGUGACUGGCAAGGUGGACGAAUCUGCCAACACUUUUAUGUCCCCUGCCAACGCUGAGAGGAUUGUCGACACCCUAUGCAAAGUUAGAGGUGCCGCGCUCAAACUGGGUCAAUUGCUCAGCAUCCAGGACGAAUCGAUGAUAUCCCCCGAACUCCAGCGCAUAUUCGAGCGCGUGCGGCAGUCGGCCGACUUCAUGCCCACGUGGCAGGUGGAGAAAGUGAUGAGCUCGCAGCUGGGACCCGACUGGCGCUCCAGGAUGCAGCACUUUGAGGAGAAGCCGUUCGCAGCCGCUUCUAUUGGUCAAGUGCACUUAGCGAUAUUGCACAACGGUCAAGAAGUGGCUAUGAAGGUGCAGUAUCCAGGAGUGGCCAAAGGCAUCAACAGCGACAUUGACAAUCUUGUCGGAGUUAUGAAGGUGUGGAAUGUAUUCCCAAAAGGCAUGUUCAUAGACAACAUAGUGGAAGUGGCGAAGAAAGAACUAGCGUGGGAGGUCGACUACGUGAGAGAGGCGCAGUGCACCAAGAAGUUCAAGACCCUACUGUCGCCAUACCCGGAGUACUUCGUGCCUGAAGUCAUAGACGACCUCUGCGCGCCCGAAGUGAUGACGACUGAGCUGAUAGAUGGCACGCCGCUCGACAAGCUAUUCGACGCGCCGUACGAGACACGUCUCGACAUCGCCGCCAAGAUCAUGCGGCUGUGUCUCCGCGAGAUGUUUGUGCUGCGAUGCAUGCAGACUGACCCCAACUGGGCCAACUUCUUCUACAACACCAGCACGAAACAGGUGAUCCUCCUAGACUUCGGCGCUACCCGCGAGUACUCCAAGGAGUUCAUGGACCAGUACAUCGAGAUCAUCAAGGCGGCGUCGGAGGGCGACCGCGCCGCCAUCUUGCGGAUGUCCAAGGAGAUGAAGUUCCUCACUGGAUACGAGUCUAAGAUAAUGGAAGAGACCCACGUGGACACUGUCAUGAUUAUGGGCGAAGUGUUCACGAGCGAAGGCGACGGCGAAUUCGACUUCGGCGCCCAAAAGACCACCAGACGCAUCCAGGCUUUGGUCCCCACGAUCCUCACCCAUAGACUAUGCCCGCCGCCAGAAGAAAUAUACUCUUUGCACAGAAAACUGUCAGGUGUCUUCCUACUGUGCUCCAAAAUGAAGAUUAAGAUGAACUGCCGGGACAUGUUCAACGAGAUUUACGACCAAUACAAAAGCAAUGCCUUCAGGUAAUCUAUUACUCAGUUUUAACGGUUACGCAUUUAUGGAAUGUUACGCUAUUUUUAAGGGUCGACGAUUUUGUAGAAUGUUAUUAUGAAUUGUUAUGCCCCUGGCACACUAUCGACGUGAUUUGCGAGCGACGUGACUUAUUUAUCAUUUAAUUACAUUUCACAUGGUGUAUGUAUAACUUUGAUCACCAUCGGGCAUAACAACGAAUUUUCAUCCAAGUAGUGAUAUACAAAGUACUUAGUGUUAAAAUGGCGCUAUUAAACUAUAUGUAAAUAGUACGUUUUAGAACUUACCGUUAAGACUGUCAGUUGCCUUGAACGUGUCUGUUAGGCUACGGUCUCCUGUAAGUAAACGCUACACGUGACGUCAGACGUCAGCGUCAAACGUUCCUAUAAAGACGUCUGUGGCCUAAUUCACGUAUUUUGACAUUCAAGAUCUCGCUGACGUUUAGAAGUCGAUCCAUUAAAAACAGUUCUAAAUCCGUAUUCACAAGGGU
Molecule: messenger RNA, 2605 nt
Organism: Ostrinia furnacalis (Asian corn borer)
Lineage: Eukaryota; Metazoa; Arthropoda; Insecta; Lepidoptera; Crambidae
Gene: Coq8
Product: ubiquinone biosynthesis protein COQ8, mitochondrial
Exons: 9
Coding region: 187-2112 (641 amino acids)
Biological process (GO): ubiquinone biosynthetic process
Source: RefSeq, a predicted model, not a curated record